This is a messenger RNA of Juglans regia (Persian walnut), 1403 nucleotides long. Its product is annotated as NADH dehydrogenase (ubiquinone) complex I, assembly factor 6. Bases 267 to 1178 code for a protein of 303 amino acids. The record is from RefSeq and is a predicted model, not a curated record. NCBI's taxonomy places the organism in Eukaryota, Viridiplantae, Streptophyta, Magnoliopsida, Fagales, Juglandaceae. Gene Ontology annotation, cellular component: mitochondrion. Gene Ontology annotation, biological process: mitochondrial respiratory chain complex I assembly; biosynthetic process. The transcript has 4 exons.
UUUUACCUAUCGUCAAGUUUGAGCACGGCUGUCUAGCCCGACUCGAUUAGAUUAUUAUUGCGAGUGGAUUAAGGCUUACCUCUCUGGUUUGCAGCCUACGAAGAGUAUGUAAUUCAGCUUGAUCUCUCAAAGCUCUUCGGUAACGAAGCUCCUUCCUCUUUCCGUGUUAAGAUUCCAUCUCAGAUUCCUUGUUGGUAACCAAGGCACGCAAGGUUUCUCUCAGUGGGAUUGGUUCCUAUCAAAGGAGGAACUACAGUGAGGAUUUGAUGAAUGGUGCUUCUGCAGCUAGUAGCUUAAGGUCAGCAUUCUCUUACUGUGUACAGCAGGUGCGAAAUUAUGAGUACCAUCACUACCUCUGCCUCCUUGAACUUCCGCCUCACUUCCGAAAGGCUGCUUUCGCACUCCGUGCCUUCAAUGUUGAAACUGCAAGAGCCAUGGAUGUUGCUUCUGAUCCCAGGAUUGGUCUUAUGCGCCUUGUCUGGUGGCAGGAAGCUAUAGACAAAAUGUAUGCUGAAAAGCUAAUCGAGCACCCAACUGCACAGGCCCUAUCAUCAGUGAUAUGUGAGAAUAAAAUAAGCAAGGGGUGGCUGAAACGGUCCGUUGAAGCUCGGAUCAAUGAUGCAAGAAGAGAGGUUACCGACAUUCCUGAAACUAUUGAAGAGUUGGAGAAAUAUGCCGAAGACACUGUAUCAACCAUUCUGUACAUGACACUUCAAGCUGGUGGUAUCAGGUCCACUGCAGCUGACCAUGCAGCAUCUCACAUUGGUAAAGCAAGUGGCCUCCUUUUGCUGCUUAAGUCACUACCUUACCAUGCUAGCCGCAACCGUCAUUUUUCUUACAUACCGGCUAAAGUGGCUGCCAAGCAUGGGUUGUUGGUGAAGGAGGGAGGUCGAUCAGUGAUCCACUUGGAUUCUCGUGAGCACUUGUGUGAUGCAGUCUUUGAGAUGGCCUUAGUUGCUAAUAUCCAUUUACAGAAAGCUCGUCAACUUGCUGGAACAGUACCGGCCGAGGCUCGCCCGGUGCUGUUGCAGGCAGUUCCUGCCCAAGUUCUCUUGGACUCCCUCAGCCGGGUACAGUUUGAUGUAUUUGAUCCAAGGUUAUCACGAGGGGUAUUGGGUAUUCCUCCUUUGUGGUAUCAAUUGAAACUGAAGUGGCAUUCAUGGAUGGGGAAAUAUUGAGAUAUAUAGUCCUGGCCUUUUUCCCAAUUGAGGAGGAAAUCCUUCAUCAGAUUGGAAAUCAAUUUGCGGAUUGAAAUUUUUUCAUUUUGGUUUCUUCACAAUAAUGGGGCCUUACCCUGUCAAACCCAUGUCCAACACUUAGUUAUUUUAUUUUAGUUUUACUUGUAAGGACUUUCGGAGCGGUUCCGAUUGGGCAUAACUUAUGCAGCUAGCAGGUUGGGCUUG